GCAGCCGCGUCCGACUGCACCGCCCGUCUCCCACGUGCCGCAGCGAUGGCGAACAAGGGCCCGGCGUACGGCAUGAGCAGGGACGUGCAGUCCAAGAUCGAGAAGAAGUACGACGACGAGCUGGAGGAGCGGCUGGUGGAGUGGAUCGUGGCGCAGUGCGGGGCCGCCGUGGGGCGCCCCGAGCGGGGCCGCCUGGGCUUCCAGGUCUGGCUGAAGAACGGUAUCGUCCUCAGCAGGCUGGUGAACAGCCUCUACCCCGACGGCUCCAAGCCCGUGAAGAUCCCCGACACCCCCCCUACCAUGGUCUUCAAGCAGAUGGAGCAGAUCGCCCAGUUCCUCAAGGCAGCCGAGGAGUACGGCGUGGUCAAGACCGACGUGUUCCAGACCGUCGACCUCUUUGAAGCCAAGGACAUGGCAGCGGUGCAGAGGACGCUGAUGGCGCUGGGGAGCCUGGCGAUCACCAAGAACGACGGGCACUACCAUGGGGACCCCAACUGGUUCAUGAAGAAAGCGCAGGAGCACAAGCGGGAGUUCACCGAGAGCCAGCUGAAGGAGGGCAAGAACGUCAUCGGCCUACAGAUGGGGAGCAACAAGGGGGCAUCACAGGCGGGGAUGAGCUACGGCCGGCCCCGGCAGAUCAUCAGCUAAAAUGUCCCGUCCCCCCCGCCCGCUGCCCCCGGCCCAGCGCCGGGGCCACCACCGCCCCUCACACUGGUAUUUAUUGGCACGAACGCGCCCGCCAUCGCCAGCGCCGCUCCGCAGCCAUGGGCUGAGCCCGGAGCCACCCGCAGCCCCGCCGCAGCCACCGCCGCAGAGACGCUCGCAUCGGGGAGGGAGCAGAAUUGGCCUCGGUUUUGUACUUGGGGUUCGGUCAACAUUAAAAGGUUCUUCAUUA
Pezoporus flaviventris is the source of this 895-nucleotide messenger RNA. RefSeq names its product transgelin (gene TAGLN). Gene Ontology annotation, molecular function: protein binding. The transcript is spliced from 6 exons. The record is from RefSeq and is a predicted model, not a curated record. NCBI's taxonomy places the organism in Eukaryota, Metazoa, Chordata, Aves, Psittaciformes, Psittacidae. The coding region runs from base 46 to 648 and encodes 200 amino acids.